Messenger RNA from Penicillium argentinense, 2292 nucleotides. It is a transcript of the gene dbp7, whose product is annotated as putative ATP-dependent RNA helicase. Gene Ontology annotation, biological process: ribosome biogenesis. The transcript has a single exon. The record is from RefSeq and is a predicted model, not a curated record. Bases 1 to 2292 code for a protein of 763 amino acids. Gene Ontology annotation, cellular component: nucleus. Lineage: Eukaryota; Fungi; Ascomycota; Eurotiomycetes; Eurotiales; Aspergillaceae. Gene Ontology annotation, molecular function: ATP binding; nucleic acid binding.
AUGGCCGACGAUGGGAUGCUUCUGAAUUUCUCCAUUGGGGACAGUGUCAUCAAGCCGGAGGCCAAAUACAAGGGAGGAACAUGGCGGGACCGUCUCUCCGCGAAAAAGCGCUCUCAGCAUAAACCUCGACCUGACGGCGAAGGCAACAAACGCCCCAACCAGCCCAAAAACCCGAACCAAAUCCAGAUUCCGAGCUCGCGGCCGACCAAACGACAAAAGACCGACUCAAGUGAGUACAAGGGCGGAGACGCCGGCCAACGAUCCCGAUCGCAACCGCAGGCUGCGCGCCGACACCCAGGUCAAUUUGCCUCAUCGCUCUUCACCAGCAACCCCGAGUCGACAUAUGUGGAGGAGGAAAAGUCCGAAGAACCCAUCGAGGAGGCGAAGCCGACCAACGCGCCGCUGAUUGAUGGCAUCGACACUUUUACAAACUUGGGUUUAUCGCCGAACCUGGCUGCGCAUCUUCUCACUAAGCUUGAAUUGAAGGCGCCGACUGCGAUUCAAAAGGCCUCGAUCACACAGCUGCUGAAGGAGGAGAGUGAUGCGUUCAUCCAAGCUGAGACAGGUUCAGGUAAAACUCUGGCCUAUCUACUCCCGCUGGUGCAGCGAAUCAUGGCUCUCUCGAAGGCUACAAAAGAGGAGGGCGUUCACCGCGACAGUGGUCUGUUUGCUAUUGUUCUAGCUCCGACUCGUGAGUUGUGUAAGCAGAUUUCGGUCGUGUUGGAAAAUCUUCUCCGAUGCGCGAACUGGAUUGUUGGUGGAACGGUUAUUGGUGGUGAAAAGAAAAAGUCUGAAAAGGCCCGCUUGAGGAAAGGUCUGAACAUCCUCGUCGCUACACCCGGUCGCUUGGUAGACCACCUGGAUAACACACAAGUGCUGGAUGUCAGCAACGUGCGAUGGCUGAUUCUGGAUGAGGGUGAUCGUCUGAUGGACAUGGGUUUCGAGGAAGAAUUGCAGGGUAUUGUCAAAAAGUUGGACGCGAGACAGCGGCCCAGUCGCAUUCCCGGCGUGCCUACUCGUAGGACCACUGUCUUGUGUUCUGCUACGCUCAAGAUGAAUGUGCAACGACUUGGAGAGAUCAGUUUGAAGGAUGCAGUCCACAUCAAGGCUGAUCCCGCUGACGAAGAUGAUGAAAACCGCGGUCGAAAGGACGAUGAAGAUUCAUUCCGUGUACCUGCUCAGCUGAAGCAGUCAUAUGCGGUUGUCGCAGCCAAGUUGCGUCUGGUCUCACUGACUGCAUUCCUCAAACGGACCUUCAUUCGUAAGGGCUCUGUGAUGAAAGCCAUUGUCUUCGUCUCCUGUGCCGACUCGGUUGAUUUCCUGUUUGAAGUGUUCUCGCGAGAAUAUGGCAAGCGAAAGGGGAAUAAAAGAGACAGUGACAGCGACAGUGAAGACCAUGAAGAAAACGAAGAAGAAAAGACCCAGAGUGAACGCGAGAAGAUGUCUCCCCACGGCACCAUUGCGCCUGCUACAGCAUUUUCCUCUCCGUCAAAUUCCGUCACCCUCCAUCGCCUUCACGGUUCGCUCCCCCAGCAUGUACGAACUGCUACUCUAAACUCCUUCUCUCGCAGCGGCGACCCCUCAGUUCUUGUUUGCACUGAUGUCGCUGCGCGUGGUCUCGAUUUGCCUAACGUCGAUCUUGUCAUUGAAUACGACCCAGCCUUCAGCGCAGACGAUCAUACCCAUCGUAUCGGUCGUACCGCGCGUCUUGGCCGUGAUGGUCGCGCUCUGGUCUUCCUCCAGCCUGGAUGCGAGGAGAACUACGUCGAAGUCUUGAAGCGUGGAUAUCGUGACGGUGGCAAGGCACUCACCCGUACCGAUGCCAACGAAAUUCUAAAGCGUGGUUUCGGUAGUAAUGUGGAUUCGGACAGCAAGAAUUGGCAGGAGAAGACCACAGAUUGGCAGAUGGACGUGGAGCGUUGGGCACUGGAUAACCCCCAAUAUCUGGAGAUGGCGCGCCGUGCAUUCCAGUCUCACAUCCGUGCCUACGCAACUCACAUUGCUGCUGAGCGCAGCAUGUUCAACAUCAAAGACCUUCAUUUGGGCCACCUUGCCAAAAGUUUCGCUCUGCGUGAUCGACCAGGCAAAAUCAAUGUUCCCGGUCUGCGCCCCGGCAAGGAAGACACGAAGAAGGAUUUCAAGGCCUCGCGGGGUGGUGCUGGUCAGAAGAGGAAGGCUGGUGGUGCUGAUGAUAACGCUCCGGCUCCUUCUAACACUGACGAUGCGGCACGCAGGAUGCGCGCGAAGCUGCGCGAGCAAAUGGCCGGAGCCAGCGAGUUCAAUCUUGCUUAA